Messenger RNA from Fusarium sp. VM40, 2316 nucleotides. The record is from the annotation of a GenBank genome assembly. Lineage: Eukaryota; Fungi; Ascomycota; Sordariomycetes; Hypocreales; Nectriaceae.
AUGGCGCCUGUGCCGGCUCUUCUGUGGCGCUCGCUGCGAGUUCAUCAGGUUUAUGGUGCGAACACAGAUGUCGGGAAGACCAUUUUCAGUACGGUUUUGUGUAAUUCGGCGGCGAAAUCGGGCGAGAGGACGUGGUUUCUGAAGCCUGUUUCUACAGGAGCGCCUCAUGAAGCUGAUAGCUGGUAUGAAAAUUCCAUUGUUCAUAUACAAAGAUAUGCUCCGUCGACUACCCACGAAACCCUCUUCCAAUACGACAUCCCUUGCAGCCCGCACAUAGCUGCUAAAGCUUCUGGCAAGCCAAUUCCUUCCGACGAAGCUGUUCUCGCGAGAAUCCAUGCAUCUGUUUCGCAGAGCGCAUCUCAAGGCCCUGGAUGGUUGUUCCUAGAGACCGCCGGGGGCGUUCACUCUCCCGGUCCCUCUGGAACACCACAGGCAGAUCUGUACGCUCCAUUGCGUGCGCCUGUAAUUCUCGUUGGUGAUUCUAAGCUUGGUGGUAUCUCGCAGACCAUCUCCGCGUACGAGUCGUUGAGAAUGCGCGGCCAUAAUAUUGAGUCGAUUCUUCUGUUCCAGGACAUCAAGUACGAGAACUACCAGUACCUCCAGGAAUACUUUACAAAGCUGGGCGGCAUUCCAGUUGACACUCUUCCUGAGCCGCCUACGCGACUGGGCAAUGAGAAAGACGACAUCGAGCAGAUGAAGGAGUAUUACGCCUCUUUGAGCAACGGCAGCGUACAGCAUGUGCUUGAAAGUCUGGAUAAACGAGGCAAAGAACGAGUUGCACGUCUUGAAUCCAUGAGCGAAAAGGCAAGUAAGCACAUUUGGUACCCAUUCACUCAACAAAAGCUCGUCUCGGCAGACACCAUUUCAACAAUUGAUUCAGCCCACGGAGAUUAUUUCCAGGUCCUCAACAAAAACUCCCAGAACCUUCUGCAACCUGCCUUUGACGGUUCUGCUUCCUGGUGGUCUCAGGGUCUUGGUCAUGCAAACUCUCGUCUUACCCUUGCCGCGGCCUACGCAGCUGGUCGAUACGGACACGUCAUGUUUGCCGAGGCUAUUCACGAGCCUGCUCUAGCCCUAGCCGAGAUGCUUCUGAAGGGAGCGCAGAAUCCGAGAUUCUCGAGGGUGUUUUACUCUGAUAAUGGAAGCACAGGCUGUGAGGUUGCAGUCAAGAUGGCUCUGAGAGCUGCAAGGCUCCGAUAUGGUUGGGGACCUAAUGAUAAUGUUCAUAUCCUUGGACUCAAGGGAAGUUAUCACGGAGAUACAAUUGGCGCAAUGGACUGUGCUGAACCUUGUGUCUACAACGAAAAGAUCGAAUGGUACGAGGGUAAGGGAUACUGGUUUGACUAUCCUACCAUCCAAUGCGUCAAGGGAGAAUGGGUUGUCCAGGUGCCCGAAGGUCUUCGCGGUGACCUCGGACAAGAUUCUCAUCUCAAAUCCAUCUCGGAAGUUCUCGAUGUCGAGGCUCGGCUUAAGACCGAGCAGUACCGAAAGUAUGAAAGCUACAUCGAGAGCGUUCUAAAGAAACUACAAGAUGCUGGUCGCAAGUUUGGCGCUCUCAUGAUGGAGCCUAUCAUUCUCGGCGCAGGAGGCAUGCUAUUUGUUGAUCCCCUCUUCCAAAGAGCGCUGGUGGAUGUGGUCCGUCGAUCCCCUCACCUCUUCGGCAACGGUGACACACUAGACCCACUCUCGUGGUCUGGACUCCCGGUAGUCUUCGACGAGGUUUUCACCGGCUUGUACCGACUGGGACGGUUUUCGGCGGCGUCCUUUCUCGGCACCAACCCCGACAUUUCCGUCAACGCUAAAUUACUUACAGGCGGUCUCGUCCCGCUGUGCACCACCAUGGCCUCCGAGGCUAUCUUUGACACCUUCAAGAGCGACGACAAGAGCGAUGCGCUCCUCCAUGGACAUAGCUACACGGCGCAUGCGGUUGGGUGUCAGGUCGCUGUUGAGUCGGUGAAAGAGAUGCAGAGUAUGGAGAGCACGGGGGUUUGGGAGUGGGCAGAGAAGGACUGGGAGCCUCAGGUCUGGUCUGUGUGGUCUCGCGACUUUGUCAACACGCUUUCACAUGAUCCGCAGGUCUUGGGUGUCUGGGCUCUUGGGAGUGUUUUGGCCAUCAGUCUUCGAGACGACGAUGGUGCUGGGUAUAAGAGUCUGGCUGCUAAGAAACUGCAGACGCAUCUUCGAGAGGGAACUGGGUCUUGGAACGCUCACAGUAGGGUUCUGGGGAAUGUCUUUUAUGUCAUGGCCAGUCAAAAGACGAGCCGACAGAGUCUUGAGGAACUGCAGGGUCUGUUGUUGGGUGCGUUGGCUAAAUAG